AUGACACAAGAACAGAACGGUGAGUUUUUGUGUUGUGUUUUACAAUUUUUAUGGCCGGUUCGCCGAAAAAAUGUGCAAACAUUUUGUUUGUAUAGAGGACAGGCAGGUCGAAUGAGAAUAAGAAGAAAAGAAGAGUCACUCUUGAUCGCGAAAAAUAAAAUAUUGAAUCGAAAUGAGUCAUGCAUGCGUUGUGUUGUCCACACACAUAAAUACAUACAAACAUGUAUAUUUUGCGCGUUUGUUAAAGGGCAUUGGCGGCAAGAAAAUCGGAAAUAUUUAGGAGAGAUGGGAAAGGAAAUAUAGUUUUUGAGGGGUUUGGCGAGUUGCCAAGGCGAGUUGUCAUUUUUUGAUCUAUACAAACAUCAAGAGCACAACAAAUGUUUAUGAGAUUGCAACACUUCAGCAUUAAAGACAUAAAAUGUUAGGGAGUGUCAAUAAUAAGUCAAACGGUUAGAAGUUUUUGAAGUUAACGUUUGAAAAAUCUAGAGGACCUAAAAAAUAAUACAUUCAUUUUUUUUUGGAACAAAAUUCAAACUUUGAUUUUAUAAUACCAACCUGAAAUUCGAUAAAAUUAUACAGUUAGAAGUUUUUGAAGUUAACGUUUGUAUAUGUCACACUUAUGAGCUACCAAGUCGCAAUUUAGCACCAAGGAUGCGAAUAUUUUCCCGAGAAAUUAUUAAAAAUGAAACAAUAAAAUAAUUUUACUUUUUUUAUCAAAUAGAAACCAUUUUUUGCAGAAGCGGCGCAUCGUGCGUUAGAACACAUCGAAGAAUACUAUUCCAAAUUGACACGACACGAUGAAGAACUACGCAAUGCUUGUGAAAAAUUGAUAACCACAUUCAAAUCGAGUCUUUUUUCAACACUUCUCGGUUAGUUUUUAUAAAUUUUCAUAACUUUUAGAAAGUCUUUUCAAACAAAUUUUGUGUUUUCAGACUUGCAUGAAUUAUACGAGGGCACAUUAAUGAGUAACCGUUCGUAUCAACAAAAAAUCAACGAUGUAAAACGAAUGGUUGAUCGUUUGGAGAGCAAUCCACUGCUGAACAGAACAACUACAUCAAAUUUGAACUAUAUAACUAGUAAUAAUAAUAUUUCUUCAACUCCAUUGAACUCAGAUCUUCACGUAAGCAUAGUUUUUAUUAUUAUUAUGAUGAUAAACAGUUUCCGUUUUUUGCAGUCAUCGAUAAGAGAUCGAGGAUUUUCCUACUUGGAUGGGCAUGGUUUGAACAACGGAAGUUCACCAUUCGCCAACUCUACUACAUCACAUCUUUUACACGAAAGAUCGCGACAAACUAGUCACGAUGGAACUUGGAAAGAAGUAACCACCCGAAUGGUCGAUACGCCAAGCGGUGUGCAACGUCGAACCGUUGAACACACUGGUGUUAUCGAUGAGUAUGGCAGAAAAUGGGAACUCGAAAAUGUUAUCCUUGAGAAAGGUCACACUGGCCUUGGAUUCUCAAUCACUGGAGGUGCGUAAUUUUUUCCACAUUAAUUUCUUUUUAGGGGUGGUUAGGUAAUAAUUGGUGGGGCUUAUCUAUUUUUCAUCUUAUCUGAUAUAUACAUAUGAGAUGAUUUUUCCAGGAACUGACCAGCCGACUGAAGAUGGUGACACUGCUAUUUAUGUGACCAAUAUAAUUGAGGGAGGGGCUGCGUUGGCCGAUGGAAGAAUGAAGAAAAAUGAUAUUAUUGUUAGUGUGAAUGGAACAAAUUGUGAGGGAGUUAAACAUGAAGUUGCAGUUAAUGCGUUGAAAAAUGCUGGAAAUGUUGUUUCAUUGGUGAGUUAUUGGAAAAAUGAAACACAGGGAAUAUGAACUGACUAAAGAUUAAGAAAUGCUUCAAUUUGGGACUCUUUCUUCAGAGGUAGAUCAUAAGAUCAGAAUAUCAAAAGAUCAUAAUUAAGUCACAACAAUAGAUUAGGAAAAAUUAAUAAUCCCUACCCUCUAGCCUAGUAUAACGAUUAUUUUCAGACCUUGAAACGUCGCCGCGAUGAAAAUGCAGCUACCACUCCACUUCCACUUGCAAAUUUCGGCGGUUCAAACAGCCAUCUUCGCAACGGAUUGACACCCUCAUUAAGCGCCGGUAAUCUCACACACGCUGCCGCUCAUUCACCGUUAGCUCCUCUUCAUCCGCCACCGCCGCCACCUGUUCAUCACGGUUCGUUGAGUCAAUUGUCAUCAAUGCAAUACCGAUCAAAUCGACCAAAUACCACAUUCCUCGAAUUGUACAAGGUUUGUUGUUUUGUUUGUUUGCGUAAACCUAAAUAUAAUAAUGGUUUUUUUUUCAGGGAACAAAAGGUUUGGGAUUCUCGAUUGCUGGAGGAGUUGGAAAUGAAAAUGUUCCUGGAGAUACUGAUAUUUAUGUAACAAACAUUAUUGAUGAAGGAGCUGCUGAUAUUGACGGAAGGCUUAGAGUUGGUGACAAGAUUUUGGAAGUUGACAACAUCCCACUUGUUAAUGUAACUCACGAACAUGCUGUAGAAGUGUUGAAAAAUACUGGAAACCGUGUCCGUCUUUUGGUGCAAAAAGGAAAUGGACCAGCUUUCAAUGAUUCAGCUAGCCAACAAUUUGUACCAACAACACCAAUAAUGAGACGUGAGUGAAAUUAAGGUAAAUGAAAAUAAUUGGGGAAAUUUUUUUCAGCAAGCUCAGUUCAAGAUUUUAAUAGAUCUUAUGAUUCGCAAUCUCAUUUGUCUUAUGGUCAACCACAAUUGAAUCAAAGUUAUUCGCAAGCACCAGUUGCUAUUCCACUUGAACCUAGACCUGUUGGACUUUACAAAGGGCAAAAUGUAAGUUCAAUUUUUCAUUGUACAAUUUUCAUACAUAUUUUUGAACUAAAACAAUGCGUUUUGGACGUUGGCAAUUUUAUGAUUUAAGGGUCUUGGAUUCAACAUUGUUGGAGGUGAAGAUAAUGAGCCAAUUUACAUCAGUUUUGUUCUACCAGGCGGAGUUGCUGAUCUUAGCGGCAAUGUUAAAACUGGAGAUGUUUUAUUGGAAGUCAAUGGAAUCAACUUGAGAGGGGCCACUCAUAAAGAAGCAGCUGAAGCAUUGAGAAAUGUUCAAAACCCAGUUAAACUUGUUCUUCAAUACAGACCACAAGAUUAUCAAAUUUUCGAAUCAAAGAUUGAGCGUUUGAGAAAUGAUGUGAUUGCUCAAAGCAGAAUGGGAACUCUUCAACGAAAAGAGCAUUAUGUGCGAGCUUUGUUUGAUUAUGAUCCAACUAGAGAAAAUUCGGUUCCACCACACAGAUCAAUGGGAUUUAACUAUGGAGAUGUUCUUCAUAUUAUCAAUUCGACAGAUGAUGAAUGGUGGACAGCUAGAAGAGUUAAUGAAAAUGGUGAAGAAAGUGCAGAUGGUGUGAUUCCUUCAAAGAAACGUGUUGAGAAACGUGAACGAUUACGACGCAAGCAAGUCAACUUCAAUGCCGGAUCACAAUCCCUCGGAAGAAACUCCUCAACUACCGGACUUGAACACCGCCGUGGAAGUCGAAGUCAAUUAUCGUUCUCGAGAAAAUUCCCAUUCGUCAAGAGUACCGAUCGAUUGAACGAUCUUGCUGAAGAACAAGCCAAUAUUUCUGAAGAACCUGUAUUCUCAUAUCAAACUGUUGAUCAACAACAAAUCAAUUAUGUUCGACCAGUUAUUAUUCUUGGAGCUUUGAAGGAUAGAAUCAAUGAUGAACUUGUAUCAAGAGAUCCAAACCGAUUCAGCAGUUGUGUACCACGUUAGUUUUUUUUCACUAAAUUUAUUACUUUUUUUAAAUAUGGUUUUUACAAAUAACAAAAUUUCAGACACUUCCCGACCACCACGAGAAAACGAAGUUGAUGGAAGAGAUUAUCACUUUGUCAACAAACACAAAAUGGAGGAUGAUGUUAAAAAUAACCUGUUCAUUGAAGCUGGGCAAUUCCAGAAUAAUUUGUAUGGAACAAGCAUUCAAAGUGUUCGCGAAGUUGCCAAUCAAGGAAGACACUGUAUUUUGGAUGUUAGCGGAAAUGCUAUUCGUCGAUUGCAAAGUGUAGCCAAUAUUCAACCAAUUUCCAUUUUCAUUAAACCAUCAUCACCACAUCAAAUUAUGUGAGUAGAAAAGGGGUUUUUUUGUGGCUAGGAUGGUCUUUUUAAUAUGAGAAGCUUUGAAAUGAUGAAAUAUUUUUAUUUUUAAACAGAUGUGUUGUAUCUAAAAUUUAAAAUGAAUUUUUUCCAGCGACCUUGACCGACAAAUGGCUGCUUCCCGACCCACCCACGACGAUCGACCAUUGAGCGAAGAAGAAGCAAGUGCACAAUAUCAACGAUGUCAGCGAAUUGAGCAAACUUUCGGAGAUCUUUUCACACGUAUGUUUUUUUGAAUUUCAAUAUUCUUAGAUCUUUUAAUAUCCAAAUCACACUAAACCGAUAUUUUUGUUCAGAUGAAAUCUCGAAUGCUCAAUCAGCAAACGAAGUGCUCAACCGAGUAUAUCAAUUGAUUUCCAAAGAAUCACAAUCACCAAUUUGGGUUGCUAGACAUUAA
Caenorhabditis angaria is the source of this 4494-nucleotide messenger RNA. The record is from the annotation of a GenBank genome assembly. Lineage: Eukaryota; Metazoa; Nematoda; Chromadorea; Rhabditida; Rhabditidae.